Molecule: messenger RNA, 291 nt
Organism: Uncinocarpus reesii 1704
Lineage: Eukaryota; Fungi; Ascomycota; Eurotiomycetes; Onygenales; Onygenaceae
Exons: 2
Coding region: 1-291 (96 amino acids)
Source: RefSeq, a predicted model, not a curated record
AUGUCCUGGGCUUUGGUAUUCCAGUUCCAUCUUAGCAGCUGUGUCCCCAGCAUGUUCGUGGUGUCUUUAAGACGAAUGCAACUCGGAUCUCAGAUCACGUCUGAUCCCCCAACCUUCAAAACACAGAGUUCUGGGGCCACGGAAAUUCGUCAAGCUGAGCGGGCCCUUGCCGGGCGACUGGAGAAGGUGGCGUCGAGCUACGAACCUACUUCUGCCAAGCCAAAGCGCUGGAAUCCAAUCUCAUGCCUCGAUCCCCAGCGUUUGAAUGACCGGGCCGUUCUCUGGAAGUGA